ACGGUUGCUCUAUCUUGGGCGGAUUGAUGGCAUGAUGCUGUUUCGACGAUCCGCCCAUAAAUAUGCCACCAAGAUGAACACCGAGUCUCGCAGAUCGCUCAUGCGACGUGCCCUAUUCGCAGAGUGUUUUGAAGGACUCGAACAGAUCUUGAUCAUGGGGAAAGCGGCGAUCCACCUUGCCCCACGCGAUCUGCCAUGAGCACCAUGUGGGGGGGGGUGUUGGGCAAUCGGAGGCCGAGGAAGGGAAGGGAAUAUGAGCGGGACGGUCCUCCAGCCGCAUCAGCCCGCCUCGCCCGGAGCUUUGCGGCUCUGCUUGGCCACACCAGCACUCAUCGUUCCUGUGGAGCAACACCCGCUGUCGAACCAGCCCGCUGCCAUGUUGCGUCGCUCGCCACCUCCCGCAGAAGCCGCCACCGGUGCGUAUUUCUAUUUCUCCAUCUUGGCCUUGGACGCACUUGCCGUUGCUCUUCGUGCAAGCCCCUCCCGCGUCCUCGAUCGCUAUGGAGUAUUCGCCAUAUAUCAGCGAUGAUGAACCCGGCAUCGGAGCCGAGGAAUACCUUGAUAGAGACUAUGAGGCUGAAUUCCUGUCCAUGUCCGGCGAGACCCCGCUCCCGUAUGCUGCCUCCGAGACCAGCGAGCCUGCAACGUCGGCCUUGGGCAGAGCCGGUGGCCUCGUCCAGGUGCUCUGCAACCCGGGCUUCGAAAGUACUGUUCGAGAGGGCAUCCUCGGCCGUCUUGACCUGGUCUCCCUCUCCCGACUCUCCCGACUCUCGAAGGCUCUGCACUUGCUCUUUGAGGCCACCGACAGGUCGCCCUGGAUUCCGGCUCUGUGUCGCUCGAUGGCCCUCGCGCCCGGCUGUCUCCGCGGCCUCGGGCUUCCAGUCUCCACCGAGGUGGAGAUACUCAAGGGCCUCGUUUGCUUCUUGAGUCGGCAGCGGGACCAGGACGGCUAUCCGUAUCCGCCCUCCCUGGCCGCACACCAGACCGAGCUCAAGAUGUGGGAUGCUCUAUGCUUGAACAACGCCAUGCGGCUCCGAGUCCAGAGAAUUUGCAAGGAGAAGAACGCCAUGCCGAGCCGAUUCGCAAGUGCGUCCUUGAACCUUCCCAGUCUUGCCUCGCUCGAGGCUCGACCAAAAACUACAUUCUCGUUCCUCGACAGCGCCCGCCUGCUCGACGAUAUAGGCCCCGAAAGACCCGUCACCCUGCUUAUCGUCCGUCCCAAGCGCCACCCGCUCUUUAUCCAGUCGCAGCUGCUCCGCCUGCUGCCCUUUGAGCGAUUCCUCCUCGAGAACGAUCUAGUCCAGAGCAUUUCGUUGGGCAACUGCACGUUCUCGUCCAUUGUCGGAUGGCCACGACGCAUGAGUCGGGUCCUAACCCUCAGCGCCAUCACAAACGACUCGCAGGGCCAUGUGUGGGACUGGGGCGACUUUCCCUCCAUGCCGGCUCUCGAGGUCCUCAAGCUUCCAGAGUGUGUCGAGUCGUUCGUUGGAUUUCCGGCAUCCAUGAGACAACUCAAGCGCCUCCACACCGAUCACUGCGCUCGAGUGACAUCCCUUAUGGGGCUGCCUGCAAGCUUCUGGUGCCUGGAAACCUUCAAUAUUCCCCCCAACGUCACGAAUCUCUUUGGAUUUCCGCCUAACGUUCCUCUACUCACGAGCCUGCUGAUGCGACACGUCAAACAGCUCACCAAUCUGCAAGGUCUUCCGAUAAUGAUGGGAUCUCUCGAGAAGAUCACGCUGCCAUCCUCUCUGACAAGCAUGGGCGGGUUUCCCGGAAUCACAAACUGGAUCCAGUGCCUGGACAUGUCCGUGUGCACCGAGAUGCACGACAUGAGCGGCUGGCCGCGAACCUUCAGCGGGCGGAUCUCCAAAUUGAUAUUCCCCCCAGGGCUCAAGAAUCUGCACGGGUUCCCGCCCGUUGUGAGCAACAUCGAGUGCUUUGGGUUCCUCAAGUGCACCAAAAUCAAGUCAUUCCGGAACUUCCCAAAACAGCUCUCGGACCUGAAGAGAUUGGAGCUUCCGCCGUCCAUAACGCCGAAAUUGCUAAACUGCAUUUCGUUCUCGGGGCUUCCUGAGCUGGAAACGAUCGCAGUCGACGCGAAAACGGCGACGAAUGAAUACGUCCAGGGAGUCAUCGAUGCGGUGCGCCAGUUCCAUCCUGGACUCAUCGUCAUCUACCAGGAGUAGCUACUGUCCGUUUGGCCCUUCGCGCGGUGGUCAGUGCAGUCAGUGCAGUCAGUGCAGUCAGUGCAGUCAGUGCAGUCAGUGAAAUCAGUGAGAUCAAUGAGAUCAGUGCAGUCAGUGAGUACAUUAGCUCCUUCAGUAAUUCGUCCAUUAGUUCAUGCAGAGUUGGUGCAGUCGCUCCUCGGUGUUGUUCACCACAUUAGUAGCCUGCGGGGAAAGUCGCAGGAGCGUCAUUCAAGACCUUGACGAGUCUGACUGCACAGCAGCUUGAAAAAUGUGUGGACAGCGCCGGUAUUGCUUUGAUAUGGAAGUGCAUUUCAUGUUCUCGAUAUUGCGCCCCAAAGCCAAG
Molecule: messenger RNA, 2532 nt
Organism: Polychytrium aggregatum
Lineage: Eukaryota; Fungi; Chytridiomycota; Chytridiomycetes; Polychytriales
Exons: 1
Coding region: 501-2186 (561 amino acids)
Source: RefSeq, a predicted model, not a curated record